AUGGGGAGAGUCUCUGGAGAAGAGGGAGCUUCGCAUGUUCACUGCAGAAAACACCAUCUUCAGGUUAUUGGAUGUGUCAUCGUAUUUUACUUUUCUUUCUUCGUGUUUUUCCUUUCAAGGUAUGCUAGUUUAUAUUUUUGCUGUGCUGUAGAAAAUCAGGACAAUGAGCUCUUGACACUAGAGAUUGUGCAUCGUUAUGUGGAGUUGCUGGACAAAUACUUUGGAAAUGUCUGUGAGCUGGAUAUUAUCUUUAAUUUCGAAAAGGCUUAUUUUAUCCUUGACGAGUUUAUAAUGGGUGGAGAAAUUCAGGAAACGUCCAAAAAAUCUGCUGUCAAAGCCAUUGAAGAUUCUGAUAUGUUACAGGAGACAAUGGAAGAAUAUAUGAACAAGCCUACGUUUUAGCUAUGCAUCUACUUGAAGAGUCCAAGUGCUACACGCUGGGAGCCUAUAAAUUAGCAAAUUCCCGGUGUCCAGUUCUUUGACAGAGCCCCCGGCAUCAUGCCAAAAAUAACCUAAAAGGGAUUCUUUGUUAACUAGCAAAAGGUUGUUUAACAUAAUAUAUUUAUCAUUAUUACAUAUCUGUAUUAUACUGUAUAUACCUACUUAUUGUAGUCUGGAUGUUCAAAUAACUGCUUCGUGACUCAACUGACUGAAUAUUUGUUUUGCAGUGUUUGAACCCGUGUGAUAUUUUUAAGCUAAUUUAAAUAAAUGUGUCGCAAUAUGUU
Leptonychotes weddellii (Weddell seal) is the source of this 725-nucleotide messenger RNA. Lineage: Eukaryota; Metazoa; Chordata; Mammalia; Carnivora; Phocidae. The record is from RefSeq and is a predicted model, not a curated record.